Molecule: messenger RNA, 1330 nt
Organism: Aplysia californica (California sea hare)
Lineage: Eukaryota; Metazoa; Mollusca; Gastropoda; Aplysiida; Aplysiidae
Exons: 4
Source: RefSeq, a predicted model, not a curated record
GCUUCCCUCUUACUACCACGGCACUCAACAUAACCACCCCACCCACCACCACGGCCACCACAACCAGUACCACGCCAGGAGCAGCAGGAGAUAUUUCCGGAGCACCACCACCAGCAAGCACACAGAGACCGAAAGCACCGUCACUUCUGCAAGAUGCUUCCCGCCCUCCACAGUCCGUGGCCAAUGUCCUCUCGGCUGGCUUACAACGAGAGACAACUCUUGUGUGGCUUUCCUGAUGACGCCAUCCUUCUUAGAAGGGUACAAAGAUUGCAGCAAGAAAGGAGGCAAGCUGUUCUCCAUCGGUGAAAAGGAGAGACCGUGUGUUGCAGAUCUCCUAAACAACUCCAGUUACGUGUGGCUUAGUCGUGGCCGGUAUAGCUGUAGACAUCAAGACCUAUCCAGCGGACUGUUGGAUUGGGAAACUUGCAAAACACAACAUCACUACCCUUGUGAAGUAUCCCUCCCUUUACCUGGUGCACAGGUGGAGCAGAUGACAGUCAGUAAUAGAAAUAGGACUAAAGCUGACGUGACGAAGGGCGAUCCUCUCAAUCUACGAUGCACAUACGGUGGAGUAGCUCUCUCUCCCGUGCGCAUAAUCCGAGAGGAUUUGAACCUAAUACUAGCCAGUUCAUCUAGCAACAGCUCUAACUCGUUCACCUUCAGUAAGGACAGAGCAGAGUGUGAGGAUCAGGGUUGGUACCGGUGCCAGGCUGGCUCAGCAGCUCCGGGAAAACGUCUGGAGCUGGGAGUUAGAGGAUGCUUCCCUCUUACUACCACGGCACUCAACAUAACCACCCCACCCACCACCACGGCCACCACAACCAGUACCACUUUAAGGAGCGCCAGGAGCAGCAGGAGAUAUUUCCGGAGCACCACCACCAGCAAGCACACAGAGACCGAAAGCACCGUCACUUCUGCAAGAUGCUUACCGCCCUCCACAGUCCGUGGCCAAUGUCCUCUCGGCUGGCUUACAACUAGAGACAACUCUUGUGUGGCUUUCCUGAUGACGCCAUCCUACUUAGAAGGGCACAAAGAUUGCAGCAAGAAAGGAGGCAAGCUGUUCUCCAUCGGGGAAAAGGAGAGACCGUGUGUUGCAGGUGAGUACUUUCCCUUUGAUGUUGGCCACUGAGUCGUUGUUGCAAGCAAUUCACUUACGUCCAAAUUGUGAAUAUGUUCUAUGUUUUCACCCCCCAAAGCUCUAUCACAGAUGUACCCUUCAACAUCACUAAAUUACAGUUUAAUGGUAUGGACUAGGCUUAAAAUGAAUUUGCUUUUCAGGAUUCCUGAGUGGAACAACACUGCAAAAGUUAUCAGAGGUCAAGGAUGAAAA